AUGUUAGAGUACUUGGAAUUUCCUCAACAUUUUGUGGAUCUGGUAAUGCAGUGUGUUUCUACACCUAUGUUCUCUCUGAUGUUCAAUGGUUCCAUGCAUGGCUUCUUUAAAUCCAAGAGGGGGUUGAGGCAAGGUGACCCUAUUUCCCCACUCUUAUUUGUCAUAUGCAUGGAGUAUCUGUCCAGAAUAUUGCAUAAAAUGUGUGAUAUGUCUCUUUUUAGUUUUCAUCCAAGGUGUAGAGAGAUUAAGCUUACUCAUCUGUGCUUUGCUGAUGACUUAAUUCUCUGUUGCAAGGGUGAUUACCCAUCUAUCUUAUUACUGCUUCAAGCUUUUAAUCUUUUUUCUGACUCUUCUGGCCUCAGAGCUAAUCAACAAAAGUCUUCCAUCUACUGUCAUGGUAUGUUAGAAAGAGAUGUUCAGAGAGUAGUAGAUGUGUCUGGUUUUACCAGAAGUUUCCUUCCUUUUAAGUAUUUGGGUGUUCCAAUAUGCUCUCAAAAGAUUUCAGUUGCUCAAUGUAGUCAACUUGUGGAUAAAAUCAUAGCUACAAUAAAGGUAUGGAGCUCCAAAACUCUUUCUUAUUCUGCAAGAAUGCAGUUGAUCAAUUCUGUACUGUUGAGUCUUCAUAUUUACUGGGCUCAAAUUUAUGUGCUGCCAAAGAGUGUGUUGCAAGAUAUUGUGAAGAUAUGUAGGGCUUUCUUGUGGAGUGGGCAAGCUUACAGUCAGAAACCUAGUAAUAUUGCCUGGGAGAAUACUUGUUGUGGGAAGCAAUUUGGUGGUCUGGGUUUCAGGGAUAUCAUCCUGUGGAAUACUGCAGCAAUGGGUAAGUAUGAUGGGGAUUGGUGGGAGUAUAAACCUCCAGUUUCCACAAGUUGGUAUUGGAAGCAAAUCUGUAAGACAAAAGAGCAGUUGAAGCAAUUCUUCACUAAAACAGAUUUAGGAGCAAUGACUACUUAUUUUGUGAAGCAGGUUUAUGAGAAAAUAGCUGGAACAAAACCUAGAGUGCAUUGGGAUAAAGUGGUGUGGAAUAUAUUAAACAACCCCAAGCACAUAGUUAUUGGUUGGUUAGCCAUGCAGUCAAGGCUUCAAACCACCUCAAAGCUGGCCAGAAUUGGUGUUAGCCAAACAGCUCAUUGCUUGAUUUGUAGUCAAGGAGAUGAAACUCAUCAGCAUCUGUUUUUUCAAUAUGUUUACAGUGGUGAGUGUCUCAGAGCAGUUAAAACUUGGUUGGGUGUGUCAGCUACUAGUAACAGUCUAACUAAUCUGGUUAGUCAAGUUGGGCAUAGUAGAUGUUCUAAAUUCAAGAAGCAUGUCUGUUAUGCAGCAAUUGUGGCAGCAGUGUACCUGAUUUGGCACUGUAGGAAUACCAGUUACUGGGAGAGUUGUGUUCCUACUGUGACUCACACUGUGAGCAAGUUGAAACUAGUGAGAGGUAGAAUCCAAACUGUCAUGCCUAAAAGUAUUAGUAGAAGAGAUAGUGAGUGGUUUAUGAAAUUGUAA
Spinacia oleracea (spinach) is the source of this 1497-nucleotide messenger RNA. RefSeq lists its product as uncharacterized. NCBI's taxonomy places the organism in Eukaryota, Viridiplantae, Streptophyta, Magnoliopsida, Caryophyllales, Amaranthaceae. Bases 1 to 1497 code for a protein of 498 amino acids. The transcript has 2 exons. The record is from RefSeq and is a predicted model, not a curated record.